Scomber scombrus (Atlantic mackerel) is the source of this 525-nucleotide messenger RNA. RefSeq names its product MIA SH3 domain containing (gene mia). The coding region runs from base 52 to 438 and encodes 128 amino acids. The transcript has 4 exons. The record is from RefSeq and is a predicted model, not a curated record. Gene Ontology annotation, biological process: extracellular matrix organization. Lineage: Eukaryota; Metazoa; Chordata; Actinopteri; Scombriformes; Scombridae. Gene Ontology annotation, molecular function: protein binding.
CACUGAGCAUUAAACAAGGUCGUUUGGAUCAGUAGGUGCACACAUACAGACAUGCCUUCUAAACUUUGGCUAGCUCUUUCUAUGUGUCUUUUGCUACCAACCUCUGAUGCUGGAAGACAGAUGCCUAAACUUGCUGACAAGAAACUCUGCGCUGACUCUGAAUGCAGCCACCCUAUCUUGAUAGCUCAAGCGCUGCAGGAUUACUACCCUGGAGACUGCAGGUUCAUUCCCAUCAGACAGGGGCAGCUCGUCUAUGUCUAUGCAAUGCUGAAGGACAGAGGGAACCUUUUCUGGGCGGGCAGUGUACAGGACUCUUAUUAUGGACAACAGGAGGCUCGUGUUGGCCACUUCCCCAGCAGUGUAGUGGAGGAGACGCACGCUCUCAUGCCAGCCACCACUGAAGUCAAGACGACUAAAUGGGACUUCUACUGUAACUGAACUGGCCUUCACCAAUGAAGAGAAUGACCUUCUUGACAUCACAAGAUAACUGAAACAUGUUUGCAUAUCAACAAUGCUGAUUUAGGG